Plectropomus leopardus (leopard coralgrouper) is the source of this 698-nucleotide messenger RNA. The record is from RefSeq and is a predicted model, not a curated record. NCBI's taxonomy places the organism in Eukaryota, Metazoa, Chordata, Actinopteri, Perciformes, Serranidae.
AUGCAAUGUUAUUGUAUUUAUUCCAUUACAGAUGAGUGUAUGCACUGCACUGGUGAGGACUACAGAGGAAACAUCUCCAUCACAGAAAACAAGCACACGUGCCAACGCUGGGACACCCAAGAACCACACAGCCAUGUGUUCAACCCCAGCAUUCAUCCAGAAAUGCAUCUUGUGGAGAACUUCUGCAGAAAUCCCAAUGGAGGCCGCCAACCGUGGUGCUACACCACUGACCCAUCCAUACAAUGGGAGUACUGCGUUAUACCCCGCUGCUCAUCUGAGCCCCCUACCAUCAUCCCAGAGCUGACCUGUGCCACCGGUAAUGGUGAAGCAUACAGAGGCACAAAUGCCAUGACUGAAUCUGGCAAAACAUGCCAGUACUGGUUGGAUCAAAGUGAACACACGCCACAGAACUAUCCCUGCAAAGGCCUGGAUAAUAACUACUGUCGUAAUCCCGACCAAAAGGAGAGACCCUGGUGUUACACCACUGACCCUGAAACUCCGUGGGAGUACUGUGAUGUGCCGAGCUGUCAGGAUGGAGACGGACCAGAGAGCCCCAGAGAGGAGGAAGACUGUUAUGUGGGGGACGGAUCAAGUUACCGUGGCAUAACAUCAGAGACCAUCAGUGGAAAAAGAUGUCAAGACUGGAGCUCCAUGACCCCUCACAGCCACAAUUAUACUCAACAGAACUACCCCAAAGG